Sciurus carolinensis (gray squirrel) is the source of this 4657-nucleotide messenger RNA. It is a transcript of the gene Tchh, whose product is annotated as trichohyalin. Gene Ontology annotation, biological process: intermediate filament organization. Lineage: Eukaryota; Metazoa; Chordata; Mammalia; Rodentia; Sciuridae. The record is from RefSeq and is a predicted model, not a curated record. The transcript is spliced from 2 exons. Bases 1 to 4515 code for a protein of 1504 amino acids. Gene Ontology annotation, molecular function: calcium ion binding; transition metal ion binding.
AUGUCUCCACUUCUGAAAAGCGUCUUCGAUAUCACUGAAAUUUUCAAUCAGUAUGCCUCACAUGGUUGUGAUGGGGCAGCUCUAAGCAAGAAAGACCUAAAGAACCUCCUUGAAAGAGAAUUUGGAGAUGUCCUUCGGAGACCACAUGACCCUGAGACAGUAGAUCUGAUCCUGGAACUUCUGGAUCGCGACUGUAACGGACAUGUCGAUUUCAAUGAAUUCCUCCUGCUGGUUUUCAAGGUGGCUCAUGCUUGCUAUUAUGCUCUUGGCCAGGCCGCGGGGCUAGAGGAGGAGGAGAGGAGAGUCCAGGAUGAAGGGAAGGGAAACCUGUUACAAGAUCGCAGACAAGAAGACCAAAGGAGAUUCGAGUCCCGGGACAGACGAUUGGAUGAAGAACCUGGUCACCGACGCUGGCAAAAGAGGCAGGUACAGGAGAGGGAGCGCGCUGAGGAAGAGGAGCAAAGGAAGACGCAAAAGAGACAAGAGCAGCUCGAAAGGCAGCGCCGAGACCAAGAGCAGCGGCUGCAAAGGCAAGAACAGGAAGAGCGCCGAGCAGAGGAAGAGCAGCUGCGGAGACGCAAGAAUCGAGAUGCUGAGGAGUAUCUUGAAGAAGAACAGCAAAGGCGAGAGAGGCGGGAGCAGCGGGAGCGCCAGGAAGAGCAACGGCAAAGGCGAGAGCGAGAAGAGCAGCGCGAGAGGGCGCUCCAGGAGGAAGAUGAAAGGCUGCAAAGGCAAGAGCUGCAAGAGCUGAAGAGGGAGCGCCAAGAGGAAGAGAGACAGCUGCAGAGGCGUGAGCAGCAACUGAGGCGCGAGCAGGUGGAGGAGAGGCGCGAGCAGGAGUUGUCUGAAGAGGAGGAGCAGGCACAGGCCCGGGAGAGGGAUGAAAGCCUCACCCAGAGGUGGCAAUGGCAGCUAGACAGCGAGGCUGAAGCACGCCAGAGCAAAGUCUACUCCAGGCCUCGCAGGCAGGAGGAGCAGAAACGCCGCAGAGAGCAGGAGGAAGAGAGGCGUCGCCGGGAGCAGGAAGAGGAGAGGCGGCUCCGGGAGCGUGAGCUGCAACUGAGGGAGCAGGAGGAGGAGGAACAACGUCGCGACUUCAACCCGCAGUGGCAGACGGAGGAAGAGAGCGCAAAGCGCCGCCAGAGGCUAUGGGCCAGACCCCAGUUGCGCGAGCAGCGGGAGAGGCAGUUGAGAGCAGAGGAGCGCCAGGAGCGGGAACAACGAUUCAGCCAAGAGGAAGAGCAGCGCCUCCAGCGGCGAGAGAGAGAGCAGGAAUUGCGCUUCGAUGAAGAGGAACAGCUCCAGCGACCUGAGCGCGCCAGACAGCUCCAAGACAGCCUCUCCGAGGAGCAGGAGAGGAGGCGACGUCAGGAGGAGCAGCGCCGCAACCAAAACUUGAGGUGGCAACUAGAGGAAGAAAGCCAAAGACGCCACCACACGCUGUACGCCAAACCCGGCAAGCGUGAGCAGCUCAGGAAGGAGGAGCAGCUGCAGCGGGAGGAAGAGCUACUGCAGAGGGAAAGGAGGCGCCAGGAGCAGGAAAGGCAAUAUCGGGAGGAAGAGCAGCUGCAGCAGGAGGAGCAGCUGCGGAGGGAAAGCAGGCGCCAGCAGCGGGACAGGCAAUAUCGGGAGGAAGAGCUGUAUCUCGAGGACGAGCAGCAGCGGGAAAGGAAGCAGCGGUUCCAGGAUGAGGAUCAGCGCGGUGAUCUGAAAUGGCAAUGGCAACCAGAAAGAGAAAAGGAAGUUCGUAAUAACAGGGUUUUUUCCAAACGCAGAGAGAAUGAAGAAAAGAUCCGGCAGCUGGAUGAUUCUCAGGCGUUGGACAGACCUUUCCGGCAGGAUCGGCGGCCCCUGCAAGAUGAAGAGGAAGAGAAGAGAAAGCUAGAGCAAGAAAGGAGGCGCCAACAACAGCGCGACCGGGAAUUCCCUGCGGAAGAACAGCUGGAGCGAGAGGAGCAAAGAGAAGCGAAAAGGCAAGAUGCGAAGUUCCAAGAGGAAGAGGAGCUACUGAGGGAAGAAAGAGAAGAGAAAAGACGCAGUCAGGAGAGAAACCGAAAGUUCCGUGAGGAGGAAGAGCAGCUGAGACGCCAAGAGCGCGACAGAAGAUUCCGCGGGGAGCCCGAGCUCCGCCAGGAAGGGGAGGAAGAUCAGCUGCUCCGCCAGGAACGCGAGGAACAGUUUCGCCGGGAGCGCGACAGAAAACUCCGUGAGGAAGAGCUCCGCCAGGAAAGGGAGGAGGAGCAGCUGCGCCGCCAGGAGCGCGAUAGAAGAUUCCGUCAGGAAGAAGAGCAACGCCAGGAAAGGGAGAAGGAGGAGCUGCGCCGCCAGGACCGCGAUAGAAGAUUCCGCGGAGAACAAGAGCUCCGCCAGGAAAGGGAGGAGGAGCAGCUGCGCCGCCAGGAGCGCGAUAGAAGAUUCCGUCAGGAAGAAGAGCAACGCCAGGAAAGGGAGAAGGAGGAGCUGCGCCACCAGGACCGCGAUAGAAGAUUCCGCGGAGAACAAGAGCUCCGCCAGGAAAGGGAAGAGGAGCAGCUGCGCCGCCAGGAGCGCGAGAGAAAAUUCCGCGGAGAACAAAAGCUCCGCCAGGAAAGGGAGGAGGAGCAGCUGCGCCGCCGGGAACGCAACAGAAAACUCAAUGAGGAAGAUCUCCGCCAGGAAAGAGAGGAGGAGCAGCUGCGCCGCCAGGAGCGCGACCGAAGAGUCCGCGGAGAACAAGAGCUCCGCCAGGAAAGGGAGGAAGAGCGACUGCGACGUGAGGAACAGCAGCUGCGCCGCCAGGAACGCGAGCAGCAGCUGCGCCGCGACCGCGAUAGAAAAUUCCGUCAGGAAGAAGAGCUCCGCCAGGAAAGAGAGCAGCAAUUGCGCCUCCAGGAGCGCGACAGACGAUUCCGCCAGGAACCAGAGCUCCGCCAGGAAAGGGAGGAGGAGCAGCUGCGCCGUGAGGAACAGCAGAUUCGCCGGGAUCGCGACAGAAAAUUCCACGAGGAAGAAGAGCUCCGCCAGGAAAGAGAGGAGGAACAGCUGCGUCGCCAGGAGCGGGAUAGAAGAUUCCGCCAGGAAAGGGAAGAGGAGCAGCUGCGUCGCCAGGAGCGCGACAGACGAUUCCGUCAGGAAGAAGAGCUCCGCCAGGAAAGGGAGGAGGAGCAGCUGCGCCGCCAGGACCGCGAUAGAAGAUUCCGUCAGGAAGAAGAGCUCCGCCAGGAAAGGGAGGAGGAGCAGCUGCGUCGCCAGGAGCGCGACAGACGAUUCCGUCAGGAAGAAGAGCUCCGCCAGGAAAGGGAGGAGGAGCAGCUGCGCCGCCAGGAGCGCGACAGAAGAUUCCGCCGGGAAGGAGAAGAGGAGCAGCUGCGUCGCCAGGAGCGCGAUAGAAGAUUCCGUCAGGAAGAAGAGCUCCGCCAGGAAAGGGAGGAGGAGCAGCUGCGUCGCCAGGAGCGCGACAGAAGAUUCCGCCAGGAAGGAGAAGAGGAGCAGCUGCGUCGCCAGGAGCACGACAGACGAUUCCGCCAGGAAGAAGAGCUCCGCCAGGAAAGGGAGGAGGAGCAGCUGCGUCGCCAGGAGCGCGACAGAAGAUUCCGCCGGGAAGGAGAAGAGGAGCAGCUGCGUCGCCAGGAGCGCGACAGACGAUUCCGCCAGGAAGAAGAGCUCCGCCAGGAAAGGGAGGAGGAGCAGCUGCGCCGCCAGGAGCGCGACAGACGAUUCCGCCAGGAUGGAGAAGAGGAGCAGGUGCGUCGCCAGGAGCGCGACAGACGAUUCCGCCAGGAACCAGAGCUCCGCCAGGAGAGGGAGGAGGAGCAGCUGCGCCGCCAGGAGCGCGACAGACGAUUCCGCCAGGAAGGAGAAGAGGAGCAGGUGCGUCGCCAGGAGCGCGACAGACGAUUCCGCCAGGAACCAGAGCUCCGCCAGGAGAGGGAGGAGGAGGAGCAGCUGCGCCGCCAGGAGCGCGAUAGAAGAUUCCGCCAGGAAGAAGAGCUCCGCCAGGAAAGGGAGGAGGAGCAGCUGCGCCGCCAGGAGCGCGAUAGAAGAUUCCGCCAGGAAGGAGAAGAGGAGCAGGUGCGUCGCCAGGAGCGCGACAGACGAUUCCGCCAGGAAGAAGAGCUCCGCCAGGAAAGGGAGGAGGAGCAGCUGCGCCGCCAGGAGCGCGACAGAAAAUUCCGUCAGGAAGAAGAGCUCCGCCAGGAAAGGGAGGAGGAGCAGCUGCACCGCCAGGAACAGGACCGUCAGUAUCGGGCGGAGGAACAAUUUGCCAGGGAGGAGAAGCGUCGCCAGGAACAAGAAUUGCGGCAAGAAGAGCAGAGACGUCGCCAGGAGCGGGAGAGGAAAUUCCAAGAAGAGCAACUCCGCCGCCAGCAGGAGGAGGAGCAGAGGCGCCGCCGAGUCCGGGAUAGACAAUCCGGAGAAGACAAGGGUCAUAGGCAGGUCCUGGAGCCUGGCACGCGUCAGUUCGUCAAUGUUCCAGUGCGCUCCAGCCCUCUCUAUGAGUACAUCCAAGAGCAGAGAUCUCAGUACCGCCCUUAAGAGAUGCCUCCGAUAUCCCGAAACCUGCCAAAGCUUCCAGCCAAAGAAAAUGAGAAACACUGGGCACCACGUGUUUCUGGUUGUGGGAAAACUCUCUGAUGUUAGAAUGUGUCUUUUCUUCCAAAAUCUUAAACUAUCUUCA